Prorocentrum cordatum is the source of this 1527-nucleotide messenger RNA. NCBI's taxonomy places the organism in Eukaryota, Dinophyceae, Prorocentrales, Prorocentraceae. The record is from the annotation of a GenBank genome assembly.
GUUCGGGCUCCCCCUCUUGGGCCUCUUUCGGGGCCGUCUUCGGGCUCUCUUGGGCCGUCUUGGGCGCCUCUUGGGCUGUCUUGGGACCCUCUUGGUGAAGCGCUAUGUGGAUAAGGACGGGCGCUACAGUCUUGCCUUUCUCUCCCCAUCCAGUCCCCUGGCUUCUGGGACCAGCUGGAAGCUGCAAUCCUGGCGAUCCCAUCAGUCUGGAUCGCCGAUGGCGAGCAGGUGGCGCUGAGCAACACGGUGGUGGCAUGGACAGCGCUCAUUGCUUAUUUCUAUCUGGGCUCGCGCUUCAAGCAAGUGCACUACACCAGUUGUUUGUUGAUCUUGAUGUCUUGCGUGGUCGCUUUAAAUGUCCAGCUUGCGUCUGAAGGCCUUCCGGAGCCAGUGGCUUCAGAUGGUCGCGCCAUCGAAACGAGUACUGGUGUCAUGGCCAUCACAUACUUGGUUUGUCUCAUUGGUGUCGUUUCCUCGGCCGCGAGCGGCUGUUACAAGCAGAAGAUGAAAAAGGGUGUCGACCUGGACUUGAUGUGGGCCACCUUCUGGUCCGGCAACUUCCAGGUGCUCUGUGGUUUCCUCAUGUACGGGAUCAAUCGGAGUCCGUACCCCGUGCCUGGCGGCACAAACGUCCAGUCGCUUGCGAUGCUCGGUUCAGAUCUGGCCGGCUCGUGGGCCUGCUUCACAGGUCACGUGCCAACGCCUGCUCAAAUCUCUUGCACCACCGACUCGGCGUGGCUCUGGUUCAUCUGGUUCCUCUUCUUCAAUGUGUUCUUCGCUCUGUUGACGUUGUGGCUGACUGAGUACCUCUCUGCGACGUGGGCCUCCAUCGGGAACGUGCUGUGCGGAGACCCGUUCGGCAUCUUCGGCAAGUUCGGUUUCGUGAGCGGCAGCGCCUCGCGGGUGCUGCCCCUGGCUCAGUGGUUGUCUUCGGCGCUGUCGUCGAUGGCCAUGUGGGCUUACAGCACCGAGGAUGAGGUCAAUGCUGACGGUCAGGUAGUCUACGGGGUGCCGAACGACAGUAAAACGGGGGCGGAGGGGGUUGCAUGUUGCGAAGCGAUCUGACCUACUCUGCCAUGCCGCGGCAGGAUGUUGCGGGGCUUGGGCCACGCAGAUCGACUUGUCUGCUGUGACUUGGUGUGGUCUGCACAGCUGCGCGCCCGGGCAUUGGCGUGUCACAAACACACGUUUGUUUGCAUGUUUUGCAUCGUUUGUGCUGGGAUCGGUUGCCACAGCUCCACUGCUCUGAAAAGCGGCGGAAUCUGCGACAUCCCGCACGUUUGAUCAUGCGGGUUUUGGGGGAUGUGUGCCUACAGCGUGCCCUGCCGCGUCUCCCAAGCCGCGGUUCAUCGCAUCAACUCGCACAUGGCAGGCUGUCUCGUGCGGACUCCCAUGUCCUGUUGCCGGUUGUUCUUUCCAUGCUGCGGUGCUUGCUGGCUUGGCUCAUCCCGUUCAACAUGUGCAGGGUUCAAGGCUUUUGGGUCUGCGUUCUCGGCAUGCGCACCCGUUACCGACGCUCAGGGGCAA